Morus notabilis is the source of this 2148-nucleotide messenger RNA. RefSeq names its product 6-phosphofructo-2-kinase/fructose-2,6-bisphosphatase. Gene Ontology annotation, cellular component: cytosol. The transcript is spliced from 18 exons. The record is from RefSeq and is a predicted model, not a curated record. Gene Ontology annotation, biological process: fructose metabolic process; fructose 2,6-bisphosphate metabolic process. Gene Ontology annotation, molecular function: ATP binding; 6-phosphofructo-2-kinase activity; fructose-2,6-bisphosphate 2-phosphatase activity. The coding region runs from base 235 to 2148 and encodes 637 amino acids. NCBI's taxonomy places the organism in Eukaryota, Viridiplantae, Streptophyta, Magnoliopsida, Rosales, Moraceae.
CUAACUCUCCCUUCUUAAUCUUAUCAAUAGAAUCCAAACAGGGCAAAAGCGAGAACCCACUCGGCCAUUACAACCACACACGGCCUCACAGUUUGGUCCUUCGUUGAUUCUCUAUCUCUCACUCUCAUUCACUUCCAUUUUAUCCAGAAUCACAGACAUUCAUAUAUUUAUAUAUAUGUAUGAUGAGAAGUCAGUGAAGAUAUUAAUUGGGAGGAACUGAAUAUUGAGGAAGAGAUGGGGACGGGGACGUCGAAGGAUACGAACGGCGGUUCGCACGGCGGCGAUGAGAGAGAGGAGGAAAAUCUCGACCAAGGCGGUGGGCAGCUUUACGUCUCGCUGAAGAUGGAGAACUACAAGCUCAAAGGCGAGCUCAUUCCUCACGUCUAUGGCUCCGUUCCCCUCAUCGGUUCUUGGGACUCUUCUAAAGCUCUUUCUAUGGAACGCGAAUCGGCGUCGAUGUGGGAAUUGAGCUUCGUUGUGCCUCCAAAUCACGAAACAUUGGAUUUCAAGUUCCUUUUGAAGCCAAAGUACAACAAUGCACCUUGUGUGGUCGAGGAGGGUCCAAACCGUCAACUUAUUGGGGGAACCUUGCAAGGGGAUGCAAGGCUGGCUCUGUUUAAGCUGAGCGGUGAUGAUGUUCACGAGUAUCGGGUGUUCAUUAUAGCAGACAGGGUAUCACCAUUUGAUCUUGCAGCUAGUUGGAGGGCUUAUCAAGAGAACCUCAGGCCCUCGGCUGUUCGGGGAAUUCCUGACGUUAGUAUAGAUUCAGUGCCAGAGAAGAGCGCUGAGAAUGGUUCUUCAGCUAGUUUGGAGCUCGAUCUUGAACAUUAUGUUGUCCCAGCUCCAUCAACUUGUGCCAAUUCAGGUCUAGUUUAUGCAGCUAACAUGACUGAGACUCCAAGAUCAUUAACCCUUUCUGGCGUGUUUUCUAAAGCUGAUGGGCAUAGCAGUGCUUCUCACUCCUUUAAGGAUGGCGGUGGUGUGUCUGUGGAUCGACCUGCAACAAUUAAGGAAAUGGAGGUUGUUGUUCCAGAUCCAUCUAAGGUGUAUUCAUCUUCUGGGAUGGUUGAGUCAAAGUCAGUGGGAACGCUUUCACCCUUGCAAAAGCAAGAUAGUCAUAGGGGACUUUUUGUGGAUAGAGGUGUUGGUUCUCCUAGACUAGUUAAAUCGUCUAGUACUAGUACCUUCUCUUCUGAUCUCAAAUUGGACACAGAAACCAAGAAUUCAAUGCCAGCAGCUGCUGGAGCUGUUGCAGCAGCAGCCAUAGCUGAUCAAAUGCUUGGACCAAAGGAGGAUAGACACUUGGCAAUUGUUCUGGUUGGUUUGCCAGCUCGUGGAAAAACUUUUACUGCAGCUAAACUUACUAGAUAUUUACGCUGGCUGGGUCAUGGUACCAAACACUUCAAUGUUGGGAAGUAUCGCCGUCUAAAGCAUGGAGCUAAUCAGUCUGCUGACUUUUUCCGGGCUGACAACCCUGAAGGCAUCGAGGCCCGCAAUGAGGUAGCAGCCCUGGCGUUUGAUGAUAUGGUUUCCUGGAUGCAAGAACGUGGCCAGGUUGGAAUCUUUGAUGCCACCAACAGUACCAGGAAAAGAAGAAAUAUGUUGAUGAAAAUGGCUGAAGGAAAAUGCAAGAUUAUUUUUCUGGAAACAAUAUGCAAUGAUGAACGCAUCAUUGAAAGAAAUAUACGUCUUAAAAUUCAACAGAGUCCUGACUAUGCAGAAGAACCAGAUUUUGAGGCUGGAUUGAGAGACUUUAAAACUCGACUAGCCAAUUAUGAAAAAGUUUAUGAGCCAGUUGAAGAAGGAUCUUACAUCAAAAUGAUUGAUAUGGUCAGUGGACAUGGUGGACAAAUACAAGUAAACAACAUAAGCGGCUACCUUCCUGGACGAAUUGUUUUCUUCCUGGUGAAUACACAUCUCACACCGCGCCCAAUAUUACUUACUAGGCAUGGAGAGAGUAAGGAUAAUGUUAGAGGAAGAAUUGGGGGUGACACUGCUUUAAGUGAUGCUGGAGAACUUUAUGCAAAGAAGCUUUCCAAUUUUGUCGAAAAGAGGCUGAAAUCGGAGCGGGCUGCUUCUGUUUCUGGUAAGCACCAGCUGGAAAUAGAAAGAUUCAACAGAAAAUGCGAGAAAUCUAGAGAAAGAUAG